Messenger RNA from Solea solea (common sole), 2118 nucleotides. RefSeq names its product DNA meiotic recombinase 1 (gene dmc1). NCBI's taxonomy places the organism in Eukaryota, Metazoa, Chordata, Actinopteri, Pleuronectiformes, Soleidae. The record is from RefSeq and is a predicted model, not a curated record. Gene Ontology annotation, molecular function: ATP-dependent DNA damage sensor activity; ATP binding; double-stranded DNA binding. Gene Ontology annotation, biological process: reciprocal meiotic recombination; mitotic recombination; DNA recombinase assembly. Bases 206 to 1246 code for a protein of 346 amino acids. The transcript has 13 exons. Gene Ontology annotation, cellular component: condensed nuclear chromosome; nucleus.
CUUAUAUUAUUAUAGUUAUUAGUCAGUUUAUGUGGUCAGUGAGCUGAUGUGUACUUAUGUAAAAGAUUUACCUAAAGUUAACUUAUUUUAUGAACCACUGAACGACAAGCAGAGUGGCGUGCUAGUCUUUAAUUUAGCUAACUAGCUUCCAAAGGUUUGCUAGUUGUGCUAAAUAUACAUUUUUAUCUUCAAUCUUUUAACCCAAAUGUUACAGAAAAUGAGAGCCACAGAGGACCAGGUUGUUGAGGACGACACUGGUUUCCAGGAUGAUGAGGAGUCCUUCUUUCAGGACAUUGACCUCCUACAGAAACACGGGAUUAACGUGGCUGACAUCAAAAAGAUGAAGUCAGUGGGUAUCUGCACUGUGAAGGGCAUCCAGAUGACAACACGUAAGGCACUGUGCAACAUCAAGGGCCUGUCGGAGGCAAAAGUUGAGAAAAUCAAGGAAGCUGCAGGGAAGAUUCUGAAUGUUGGUUUCCAGACGGCCUUUGAGUACAGUGCAAAGAGGAAGCAAGUGUUCCACAUCACGACCGGGAGCCAGGAGUUUGAUAAGCUUCUGGGUGGAGGCAUCGAGAGUAUGGCCAUCACAGAGGCUUUUGGAGAGUUUCGUACGGGAAAAACCCAGCUGUCUCACACACUCUGUGUCACUGCUCAGCUGCCUGGCGAAGACGGCUACACAGGAGGGAAAAUCAUCUUCAUUGACACCGAGAAUACCUUUCGUCCUGACAGACUGAGGGACAUCGCUGAGAGGUUUAACGUGGACCAUGAUGCAGUGCUGGACAAUGUGCUUUACGCCCGUGCCUACACCAGUGAACACCAGAUGGAGCUGUUAGACUUUGUUGCAGCGAAAUUCCACGAGGAAGGAGGAGUAUUCAAACUGUUGAUCAUUGACUCCAUCAUGGCUCUAUUCAGAGUCGACUUUUCUGGUCGAGGAGAGCUGGCAGAGAGGCAGCAGAAACUGGCUCAGAUGCUCUCCAGGCUGCAGAAGAUCUCUGAAGAGUACAACGUUGCCGUUUUCAUUACCAACCAAAUGACAGCUGAUCCUGGUGCAGGAAUGACGUUUCAAGCAGAUCCCAAAAAGCCAAUUGGUGGACACAUCCUGGCCCACGCCUCCACCACGAGGAUCAGCCUGAGAAAGGGGCGUGGAGAGAUGAGGAUCGCCAAAAUAUUUGACAGUCCCGACAUGCCGGAGAAUGAGGCUACUUUUGCCAUCUCUGCUGGAGGAGUCACUGAUGCCAAAGAGUGAAAGACGAGAGGAGAAGGAGGAGACACAGGCGUUAGCACAGUUCCCUGUUCACUGUAAUGUUACAUGUUAUGUUAUAUGACAUUUUUUUGGGAUGGAAAUGAUCUACUGAGUUGUAAAACUCAAUGCAGCUUCUCACCAUACAAUUGCAAAUGUUUUACUCUUGUAUUUAUUUAAUGUGUAGGCUCUGUGUUUGUGUGUUUCAGAAAUAUCAAUAUGAACUCAGAAAAUAAAAUGUUUUAUGUAUUUAAUUUAAAUAAGUGGAAGUUGGAUGAUUAAUGCUACCUGCAGAGAAAGAAAUGUAAAUGAAAUCCCUCACAAAUAAGUAGACAUAAGAAGACACUGUCGUCACAUUCAUUCCUACACACAUGGGCUUCAUAUGGCUAAACAAAUUGUGGUAAAAAGAAAUUCUAUACAUUAACAUUCAACUUUCAGAGGGGAAACAUGUUGUAUGGAGGAAAAGGAAGAAUGAGAUAAAACAGAGAUAUUGUAAAGUUGUUGCAAAUGCCCCACUUCACUGAUCCACCUGAAGAAUGACACUGGUUUUCCACUCAAUGACCACACUAUCUUCAAUUUCUAUUUGGAAAUCUUCAGGGAAGUACAGACUUGGACUGAGUAACUACAAAGAAGUAAGAAUGAUUUUGCACUUAAAAUAGUCACAGAUGGGUGACUAGCAUUUUAUUUACUCCAAUAAGGAUUAGUUUAUUACCAACCAGUUAAACUCUGAAAAUGUGAAUAUAUUCUUACUAUCACAAUGUACUGUAUGUUUCCAGGACAAGUAAAUUAGGUAGUAAUAUCAUUACUCUCUUCAAAACAACUUAACAGUUAAACAACAUUAAAUUAUUUUCCCACUGAACUUGUUAUUCCUGUAAAAG